AUGGCUUUCGGUAACGUAUAUGCAAAUACGCUAGGGUUGCUUAUUAUUUGCGUAGUGGUGUCGCUGGUGUGCUCUGUGUUGUCCUUCUGGGCACUACCAUAUGUUAUUGCAAAGCUUAAUGUGUUUUAUUACUUAUCGUCACUGGUCUUCAUAAAUCUACCUGGUAUCGACAAGUUCUACAUCGCUGGACCUAAAUGUGUUCCUGGUGGGCCGCACUUCUCUUUGACUUUCAAGUACACUGUAUGCUCUAUAGUUGCGAAUAUUGCAAAUUUAACCGGUAUUUGGGUGUUUAAACAUUUCCUAUCAAAGUCCAACUACCGCAAAAUCACGAUCAUUACCACGGUCGUACUCGUACCUUGUGUGUUGCCUGAGGUCAUCAUGCUCAAGCGUUGGAAUGUAAAGAUCGGCAUUCCCGAUCACCUCUUUUACAUUGGUACCAGCACUAUCAUUAUACCACUGAUUAACAUGCUUGCAUGGAUUCCAAUUUCAUUGCUGCUGUCACGUCUGUGCCCGCGCGGCUCCGAGAGCACGGUGUAUGCGCUCAUCACAGGAUUUUCCAAUCUUGGCUACACCACCGGCACCUCGAUAGGUGCCAUCCUGAUGGAGUAUGUGUGGCCCAUCAAAAGUAAUCCGCCGUGUGAUUUCAAGAACGCCGUGAAACUCGUCAUUGUUGGUCACAUCCUCCUGCCGCUCCUGAUCAUCCCGCUGACCCUGUUGCUGCCAAACGUCCGUGUGUCUGACGAUAUCGACAUCGAUGGCAACGUGAUAUCGAAAACGACACAAGAAGAGCCCCAUGUGAAGCCUGGCAAGGACAGCAACAAGGCCCACUGA
Phytomonas sp. Hart1 is the source of this 831-nucleotide messenger RNA. NCBI's taxonomy places the organism in Eukaryota, Euglenozoa, Kinetoplastea, Trypanosomatida, Trypanosomatidae. The record is from the annotation of a GenBank genome assembly.